This is a messenger RNA of Trachemys scripta elegans, 597 nucleotides long. Its product is annotated as olfactory receptor 52D1-like. The coding region runs from base 1 to 597 and encodes 198 amino acids. Gene Ontology annotation, biological process: G protein-coupled receptor signaling pathway. Gene Ontology annotation, cellular component: membrane. Lineage: Eukaryota; Metazoa; Chordata; Testudines; Emydidae. The transcript has a single exon. The record is from RefSeq and is a predicted model, not a curated record. Gene Ontology annotation, molecular function: olfactory receptor activity.
AUGUCCUUCGAUCGCUAUGUUGCCAUAUGUAAUCCUCUGAGAUACACCACCAUCCUCAGCAAUGCACGAAUGGCUAAGCUAGGGCUAGUGGGUUUGGUAAGAGCUGUUCUCUUCAUGCUGCCCCUGCCCCUGACGCUGAGCAGGCUGCCAUAUUGUGACAACCGCAUUAUCCCCUGCACACACUGUGAGCACGUGCUUGUGGCAAUGAUAUCGCGUGGGGAUAUCACAUUCAACAGGACAUACAGCUUGGUGAUACCAUUAGUACUCAUGGGGUCAGAUCUGAUGCUCAUUGUUCUGUCCUAUGGUCUCAUCAUUAGGGCCGUCUUCAGAAUCUCCUCCAAGGGAGCCCACCAGAAAGCCUUCAGCACCUGCACAGCCCACAUCUGUGUGAUGCUGAUGUCUUAUAUUUCCAUCUUCUUCAUUAGCCUGACACACCGAUUCAGUGAGGGCAUUGCUCCCCAUGCUCCCAUCAUCUUGGCCAACCUCUAUCUCCUCAUUCCUCCUAUUCUCAACCCCAUCAUUUAUGGGGUCAAAACCCAAGAGCUGCGUGAUAAAGUGGGCAAAUACAUCUGCCAGAGGCCACUGACUUUCAACUGA